Molecule: messenger RNA, 720 nt
Organism: Prunus avium (sweet cherry)
Lineage: Eukaryota; Viridiplantae; Streptophyta; Magnoliopsida; Rosales; Rosaceae
Source: RefSeq, a predicted model, not a curated record
GUUGCACAAUUUGGUGUUGUAUUUCUUCUUUUUGCUCUAGGUUUGGAGUUUUCUUUGGCUAAGUUAAAAGCCGUGGGCCCUGUAGCUGUUCUUGGAGGCCUUCUUCAAAUCUUAACAUUUAUGUUCUUGUGUGCCAUAACUGCUGUGUUGUGCGGAGCAAAGUUGUCUGAGGGAGUUUUUGUUGGUUCCUUCUUGUCAAUGUCAUCAACAGCAGUGGUGGUAAAAUUUCUUGGAGAACAGAAUAGUAGUAGUGCUCUUCAUGGUCAAGUAACAAUUGGAACACUCAUUUUCCAGGAUUGUGCUGUUGGUUUACUGUUUGCUUUGCUCCCAGUUUUGGGUGGUCAUAGUGGCCUUUUCCAAGGAAUGGUAUCAGUGGGGAAGCUGCUGCUAGUGUUGUCUCUAUAUCUUGCUGCUGCCUCUGUAUUGUGUUGGUCAUUUGUUCCUCGUUUUCUGAAAUUGAUGAUGCACUUGUCCUCUCAAACAAAUGAGCUUUAUCAGCUUGCUGUUGUGGCUUUCUGCUUAUUAUCUGCUUGGGUAAGUGGACAUUUUGUAUUCAUUUUAUAUCAAGGCUAAUUACUACUCAUCAUGUUCAUCCUCAAAUCUAUGCAUAUCUAUUUCCUGCUCCAUCUGCAUGCUUUUGAGUGCUGAGCUGGUUUUGACACAUUAUAACCACUACGCUUCAUUAUGGGUCCAAUGUUGGCCGAGUAUUGGGUACUGAGG